GGCUAUCUUGUUCUCUGUUGUUGCAAGAGGAACCACCAUCUUGGCCAAACAUGCCUGGUGUGGGGGAAAUUUCCUGGAGGUGACAGAGCAGAUCCUGGCCAAGAUUCCAUCAGAAAACAACAAGCUGACCUACUCCCAUGGAAGUUACUGUUCCAUUACAUCUGUCAGGACCGAAUCAUUUACCUCUGCAUUACAGAUGAUGACUUUGAACGUUCCAGAGCGUUUAAUUUCUUAAAUGAAGUUAAGAAGAGGUUUCAGACAACUUAUGGAUCCAGGGCACAGACUGCACUUCCUUACGCCAUGAACAGUGAAUUCUCCAGCGUCCUGGCAGCACAGCUGAAACACCACUCCGAAAACAAGAGUAUCGAUCGUGUGGUGGAGACACAGGCCCAGGUGGAUGAACUGAAAGGAAUUAUGGUCCGAAAUAUAGAUCUUGUGGCGCAAAGAGGAGAGCGGUUAGAGUUAUUAAUAGAUAAAACGGAGAACCUUGUUGACUCUUCUGUCACCUUUAAGACCACAAGCAGAAACCUGGCCCGGGCUAUGUGCAUGAAGAAUUUGAAGUUAACCAUCAUUAUUGUUAUUGUAACAAUAGUUGUUAUCUAUAUCAUCGUGUCGGCAGCUUGCGGAGGGCUGACGUGGCCCAGCUGUGUGAAUAAGUAA
Messenger RNA from Staurois parvus, 660 nucleotides. The record is from the annotation of a GenBank genome assembly. Lineage: Eukaryota; Metazoa; Chordata; Amphibia; Anura; Ranidae.